This is a messenger RNA of Diachasmimorpha longicaudata, 3711 nucleotides long. RefSeq lists its product as uncharacterized. Gene Ontology annotation, molecular function: aspartic-type endopeptidase activity. Gene Ontology annotation, biological process: proteolysis. The transcript has 3 exons. The record is from RefSeq and is a predicted model, not a curated record. Bases 1 to 3711 code for a protein of 1236 amino acids. Lineage: Eukaryota; Metazoa; Arthropoda; Insecta; Hymenoptera; Braconidae.
AUGACCGGAGCCAACAUCACCAAAGAAGCAGAAUGUUCCACCCUUCGAAGAAGGCGUGGUUCAAUACAAGCUGCCAUCACCAACUUUACCUCAAUUGUGGAAAUGUAUCGAAUCACUCCCAAGGAAGAUCGGAAGCCUUAUCAACUUCGGGCUGCUCUUCAACGACUCCAGGAUCGCUUCAAGACUCUCCCAGAGAUCCAGGAACGACUAGAGGAGUUAGACGAAAACGAGGUACAGAGACAAUUCGAGUUAGAGGAUUCCUUUGAUACUGUUGUUGGAGAUGCUCUGGAACUGCUCGACCAGCACGAGCUGCAGAGAUCCAGAGAAUCUUCAAUAUCGCAGUCUCCAGCACCAGCACCUCCAACAGUCGUCCACAAUCUACCUUGUCGACCUCGUCUACCAGAGAUCAGGGUCCCUGACUUCGAUGGAGCAAUUGAAGAAUUCCCAACAUUCUGGGAUGCAUACUCAAGCGUCAUCCACGACAACACAGAUUUGGAAGCCGUACAGAAGUUCCAAUAUCUACGAGGAUUGCUCAAGGGAGGAGCGGCUGCAGUAAUUAGCUCACUAACCACAACAGAGGAAAAUUACGCAAUAGCGAUCGGCAUCCUCAAGAAGAAAUACGAUUGUAAAAAGAAGAUUCUUCGCAGACAUUGGGCUAUCCUGAGAGACUACCCGCCUUUACAACGCGACUCUCCAUCAGAAUUGGGAAAACUAGUUGAUGUGAUGAACCAACACAUUCAAGCAUUGGAAACGCUUGGACAAAAGGUUGCAUAUUGGGAUCUCCCGCUCACUGAUCUCAUCACUCAGAAGCUAGCACAGGAGACCAUUUGGCAAUGGGAGCUCAAUACUCAGGGAGUAGACUUGCCAACAUACAAACAACUGUUGGAAUUUCUAGAAGCAAGAGCGACGUGUCAUGAUGCUAGAACAGCAUCAUUUAAGGGCUACCCAUCAACCUCAUCAGAGAGAUCAAUUUCUGAUAAGAGGAACCAGAAGAAGCCCCGGAGACAGGCCUUUGCUACAUCACCGAUAGCUCCAGCAGCAUCAACCCCAUCAUUAACAACAUCGUUCUGCAUCCUCCAAUGCGAGACAUCACAUCGGCACCUCAGCAAGUGUCCAGUCUUCAGCGGUCUCACACCAGAUCAGAGGUUCGUUAAGGUUAAAUCAACCAACCACUGCAUUAACUGCCUUAAACCAGGGCAUACAUCCUCCGUCUGCACAUCCACAACAGACUGCCGAAUCUGCAAGGGGAGGCAUCAUACUCUUCUGCACAGAUCCACACAAGGCUCAUCCACUCGAAGAACAGCUCUGAUUGUGAAUUCCUCUACAUGCGAUCUGAUGGUCACCGCUCAAAUUAACGUACUCAACAUUCACAGACAACCUGUCAGAUGCCGAGUACUUCUAGACACGGGGUCGACCACCAAUUUCAUUAGAGAAGGUCUGGCAGUCUCGCUGAAUCUACCGCUGAAGCCAUUUGCUGUACCCAUAGGAGCUCUGAACGACACCAACACGUCAACAAGAUACUUGGUUAGAGCAACGAUACGGUCUCGGAUAAGUGAAUAUGAAAGGACACUUGACUUUUUAACAGUUCCUGUCAUCACACAAGCCAUUCCCGAUCAACCUUUAGACCACAAGAAGAUAAGGAUUCCAGCCAAUAUAAUACUUGCUGACCCUGAUUUUCAUUGUCCUGCAUCCGUGGACAUGCUCCUCGGAUCAGGGCUAACACUCUCACUUCUCGGUGAAGGCAGAAGAAAACUUACGCCAGCGGAUCAAUUAGAGCUGUAUCUUCAGCAGACUCUGCUCGGCUGGGUAAUUGGAGGAAGCGCGCCAACGAUGCAGCCGGUGCGUCAACGCAUAUGCCAUGCACUCAACACCUCCAGCCUCGACGUCGAUCUCACCAAGUUUUGGGAAAUUGAAGAAGCUGACACCACUCCAUCUUCAACCAGCGAUAAUUCAGAAUGCGAGCAACACUUCCAGGAGAACGUCAAACGCGAUAACUGCGGCAGGUACAUUGUCGCUUUGCCGUUUAACGGAAAAAAGGCUCUGAUCGGAGAAUCAAGAUCACGAGCUUUUCGCCGACUGAAGUCAUUGGAACGAAGGCUGGAUGGAAAUGCUGAGCUCAAAGGACAUUAUCAUGCUGUCAUCCAGGAAUACCUCGACCUUGGCCACCUCACAGAAGUCACCGGGGGAGACUUAUCACAAUUUGGAUAUUAUCUGCCACAUCAUGCUGUGAUAAAGGAGUGCAGCACCACAACCAAGGUCCGUGUUGUCUUUGACGGUUCAUCAAAGACCAGCACCGGAGUGUCUCUGAACGAGACUCUACAUGUCGGACCUACAAUCCAAGACGACAUAUUCUCGCUGCUUCUCCGCUUCCGUCUGUAUCCAUAUGUGCUUACAGGUGAUAUCGAGAAGAUGUACAGGCAAGUUCUCGUACGUCCUGAAGAUCGACUAUAUCAGCGAAUCCUGUGGCGCAAUGGAAAGGAGCCAGUGAGAACCUUUGAACUAAACACAGUGACUUUUGGACUCUCGGCAGCUCCAUACCUGGCAAUUCGAUGUCUGCAUCAACUUGCCAAUGAUGAGGGCCAUCGUUAUCCAGCCGCAGCAAAGGUACUCCAGCGUGACCUGUACGUCGACGACCUGCUCACUGGGACACAGACAAGAGAAGAAGCUCUUGAAUUGCGAGAAAAUCUCAAUAAUUUAGUGAAGCUUGGCGGAUUCAACCUCAGGCAGUGGGCCUCUAACGAUCCAUCAAUCUUGGCUGACUUGGCACCAGACAGUGUCAAUCAACAUCUGCAGAUUGGAGACUCUACCACCUUAAAAACUCUGGGAAUUUAUUGGAACUCCGCAGCGGACACCAUCACAUAUGCAGCUAAGAUAUCAACGAAUGCCAUAAUUACCAAGCGCUUCGUCUUAUCUGAAACUGCAAAAAUCUUCGAUCCUCUCGGUCUUCUAUCACCAGUCGUCAUUAGACCCAAGAUGAUCAUGCAAAAAAUCUGGACGCUGAAGAUAGGCUGGGACACACCACUUCCAUCUGAGGUUCAAAGCGAAUGGUUUCAAUUCUACGAUCAACUUCACUUGAUCAGCAAGAUGACAUUCCCACGCCUUGCACUCCAAGAAAAGUUCAGAGAAAUCCAACUUCAUGGAUUCAGCGAUGCCAGCGAAGAAGCCUAUGGAGCAUGUGUCUACCUUCGUUCAGUAGGAAGUAAUGGGGAGGUCAACACUGCACUGCUUUGUGCAAAAUCUCGUGUUGCGCCUCUCAAACGAUUAACUAUUCCGAAACUCGAACUUUGUGGGGCACAGUUGCUCAUCAAGCUCAUGCAAGGUAUCAAAAGGACCAUGACCAUCAACAUCGAUCGGAUUGUUUACUGGACUGAUUCCACCAUCGUUCUACAUUGGAUCCACACACCAGCACAUCAAUUACAGACCUUUGUCUCCAAUCGCGUGGCAAACAUUCAGGCCAGGUCUGAACCAGCCGAUUGGAGACACGUAAGGACUCAUGAGAAUCCAGCUGAUCUCGUAUCCCGUGGACAGGACAUCAAAGAUUUCAUCACCUCCAACAUUUGGUUCGAGGGUCCCUCAUGGCUUCAAGCAGAGGAAAACAGCUGGCCGGUGCUGGAUCUCCAGUUUUCACAUCCGCCAUCAGAGAUGAAGAAGAGAUUUUGUCACGUGGCCUAUAAACCAAGAGGAAGGACGCCCUCGCAGCAGAUGAGCUGA